AUGAUCAAAAUAUAUUUCAAAAACGUUCAUCCAAAAUUUCCGGAUGGUGGAAAGAUGUCACAGUAUUUGGAAUCGAUGAAAAUCGGUGAUACAAUCGAUUUUCGUGGCCCAUCAGGUCUGAUCGUUUAUGAAGGCAACGGGAACUUUGCCGUGAAACCGUCAAAAACCACGACGGCCGUUCGUCGACACUUCAAAAAUGUUGGCAUGAUUGCCGGAGGGACAGGUAUCACUCCAAUGCUACAGGUUCGUUCAUCAGACGGAGGACGAUAUUUUUUAAAUGCAUAUUGUGCAGUGCAAAUUUAUUAUUUUUCCAGGUCAAUUUCUAAAUUUCGUUUGUGUUUUAUCGUACGAAAAAGAAAUUCCUGA
Molecule: messenger RNA, 366 nt
Organism: Anisakis simplex (herring worm)
Lineage: Eukaryota; Metazoa; Nematoda; Chromadorea; Rhabditida; Anisakidae
Source: the annotation of a GenBank genome assembly